Messenger RNA from Fukomys damarensis (Damara mole-rat), 5027 nucleotides. It is a transcript of the gene Crb1, whose product is annotated as crumbs cell polarity complex component 1. Gene Ontology annotation, molecular function: calcium ion binding. The record is from RefSeq and is a predicted model, not a curated record. NCBI's taxonomy places the organism in Eukaryota, Metazoa, Chordata, Mammalia, Rodentia, Bathyergidae.
AUGAAGGCCAAAGUGGAAGAUAAGGAUUGUUAUGGUGUAAAUGUCAGCGGUGAAGUUUGGAUCUGCCAGUCUUUCUCAGAAUGCCUAAUUGGCAGAAGGAAAUGGAGAAAAUCCAGAAUUCAAGCUGUUGGCUAUCCAAAGACAGCCACAGUGAAGGCAAUGUGGCCUUCCACAUCCGAGUGUUCAUGGAGUCGAUUUCAAAGGCCCAAGAGCCCUGACAGAGGAGGCAUUAUAGACUGGCAGUGCCAGUCCCUGGGUUAUAGCAAUGGAGUCAAGUUUUUUACCCCACAAUUUCAGCAGCAGCAGCAGCAGCAGCAGCAGAAGCUUCAGAUUAAGCUGCCAAUUUCAAAGACGAAAUAUUCCCUUUCAACUCUUGGAAGGGUGUCAGCGAUCACGCAUCUCCCUCUGAGUCUUGAAACAGUGCUGUGGAAUUUCCGUUUCCCUAGUGCUUCAUGCUCAGCAGCGAAGCCUUGGAAGUCAUUGCACAAGUACUUUUCAUAUCCUUCUGGGGCAGAGUUCGCCGAGUGGGUCCCUGAGACAUCAAGACCCCUUCGCCGUGUGUGUCAGGAGGCUGUGCAGAGGAGCUUAGGCAGAUCUGUGUGCACCAGGGCCCUGCUCAGAGCAGCAGGUGCCAGGACACACCGGGCAGGGAGCCAUUUAGAAACCCUUCAAAGACUUAUCCAGGCUCAGUGGCAUCACACUUGUUCUCAAUGCAGCAGAAAUGCAAAGGAGAGGAAGGGUUCUAAGGACCCCAGAUACUUACUUGAGCUAGUUCAUGUGGAUUCCAUCGUACUGUGCAUCAAAGUAAAUUCUUUUUGCAAUACAAAUAAUACCAGGUGCCUCCCACCUUCUUGCCAAAACAAUUCUACAUGCAAAGGUUUGUCACAAGACAGCAAUUGCCAUUGCUCAGACAUAGCCAAUAAUGCCGACAAAGACUGUGAAAAUAUUAAAGAUCCUUGCUCCCCCAAUCCUUGUCAAGGAGUCGCCACUUGUGUGAACACCCCAGGAGGAAGAAGUUUUCAGUGCCAAUGUCCUCCCGGGUACGGUGGGCUGACGUGUGAAACUGCCAUUGGCUCCUGUGGUGUGGACUCGUGCCAACACGGAGGUGUUUGCCACCACGACCGUGUUCACCUGGUCUGCAUCUGCCCUGCUGGAUAUGGCGGAGGAUUCUGCGAGAUGGAUUGCAAUGAGUGCGCUUCCGGUCCUUGCCACAACGGGCAGGACGGGAUCGAUGGCUAUUUCUGCUUCUGUGUCCCAGGAUAUCAAGGGAGGCACUGUGACUUGGAAGUAAAUGAAUGUGUCUCAGGUCCCUGCAAGAAUGAGGCUACGUGCCUCAAUGAGAUAGGAAGAUACACUUGUAUCUGCCCACAAGGUUAUUCUGGUGUUAACUGUGAAUUACAAAUGAAUGAAUGUCGGUCCCAGCCCUGUCACAAUGGUGCAGCUUGUCCGGGUGCCUUGGGUGCUUCUUUCUGUGACUGCGCCCCUGGAUUCCUAGGGGCUCACUGUGAACUCCAAGUUGAUGAGGGUGCCGGUCAGCCAUGUCUCCAUGGGGGGCUGUGUGUGGACGGGAUCAACAGAUAUAGCUGUGACUGUUUGGGCAGUGAAUUCACAGGGACACACUUCGCCCUGCUGCCUCUCUGUUGGUCAAAACCUUGUCACGAUGAUGCUACCUGUGAAGACAGUGUUGACAAUUACCUUUGUCACUGUUGGCCCGGGUACACAGGUGCCCCGUGUGAGACAGACAGCAGGUGCAGGAGCCGUCCCCGCCAGUGCGGUGGGCAGUGUGUGCAGCUGUCCGAGAAGCGAUCCGGAGGGCGCCUCGCCCAGCUGCCUUCUUCACGCAGCUCGCACAGCCUCGCAGGCUAUGUUUGUAUUUGUCGGCCUGGAUUCACAGGGAUUCAUUGUGAAGAAGACAUCAAUGAAUGUUUCUUAAAGCCUUGCCAAAAUGGCGGUACCUGUGAGAACUUGCCUGGAAAUUACACUUGUCAUUGCUCAUUUGAUAACAUUUCUAGAACAUAUUAUGGAGGCCAAGACUGUUCUGAGGUUCUCUUGGGCUGCACACAUCACCAAUGUCUAAAUAAUGGAAUUUGCAUCCCUCACUUCCAAAACGGCCAACAUGGAUUCAGCUGCCUGUGUCCGCCUGGCUAUACUGGGUCACUAUGUGAAACUCUCACCACACUUUCAUUCGAGGGCAGUGGCUUCCUGUGGGUCACAAGUGGCUUGCAUUCAAGCCACGGCUCAGUUUGUAGCACUGCCUUCAAGUUUCAGACUGUUCAGUCCAUGGCACUUCUACUUUUCCGGGGUGACAGAGACACGUUUGCAAAGCUGGAGCUCUUAAGAGGCCACAUUCACUUAUCAAUUCAAGAUCGUAAUCGGUCAAAGGUGCUUCUGAACAUUUCUCACAGCACCAGCCAUGGGGAGUGGCACUCGGUGGAGGUGAUAUUUGCAGAGGCUGUGACCCUUUCUUUAAUGGACAACUCCUGUAAGGAGAAAUGCAUCAUUAGAGCUCCUUCUCCAUUUGAAAGCUAUCGAUCCAUAUGUGCUUUUCAGAACUCUUUUUUGGGUGGUUUACCAUCGGAAAUGACCGGAGGUGAUGUUACACUUAGCAUCUAUGAUAUAGCAUUCACACCUUCAUUUUUAGGCUGUCUCCAAGACAUUAAAUUUGAUUCAAAUCAUGUUACCCUGGAGAACAUUUCAUCCAAUGUGUCAUUAAAUAUCAAGGCAGGCUGCAUGAGAAAGGAUUGGUGUGAAAGUCAACCUUGUCAAAAUAGAGGACGCUGCAUCAACUUGUGGCUUGGCUACCGGUGUGACUGCUACAGGCCGUACGCAGGCCCCACCUGUCUGAGAGAGUACAUGGCAGGCAGAUUUGGCCAAGACGACUCUACCAGAUAUGCUGUCUUUAAGGUGGAAGAGAAUUACGGACAGAACUUCAGCCUCUCCAUGUUUGUGCGAACACAGAGACCGUCAGGCUUCCUUCUAUCUUUGGAAAACAGCACUUAUCACUACAUUCGUGUCUGGCUAGAGUGUGGCAGAUUAGCAUUGCUGACUCCGGGUGCUCCAAAAUUCCUAGUAAAAUUGGUUCUAAAUGAUGGAAAUGUCCACUUAAUAUCUCUGAAAAUCAAGCCAAGUAAAAUUGAACUGUAUCAGUCUUCACAAAUGCUAGGAUUGAUUUCUGCUUCUAUGUGGAAAAUCCAAAAGGGAGAUGUCAUCAACAUUGGUGGCCUGCCUAACAGGCAACAGGCCGAAGUUAAUGGUGGGUCCUUCAAAGGCUGUAUCCAAGAUGUAAGGUUUAACAGCCAGAAACUGGAAUUCUUCCCAGAUUCAACAAACAAUGCAUCUCACCAUCCAGUUCUUGUCAACGUGAUCCAAGGUUGUCCUGGAGACAGUGUUUGCAAGUCCAACCCCUGCCGCAAUGGUGGUGUCUGCUAUUCCUUGUGGGAAGACUUCUUCUGUGCCUGCCCUGUGAACACAGCUGGGAGAGGCUGUGAGGAAGUAAAGUGGUGUGAUUUCAGUCCAUGUCCUCCCAGCGCCCACUGCCAACUGGUGUCCCAAGGCUUUGAAUGUAUCGCAAAUUCUGUUUUGAGUGGACAGAGAAGUGAAGCAUUGUUCAGAAGCAAUGGGAAUAUUACCAGAGAGCUCACUAAUAUCACAUUUGGUUUCAGAACAAGGGACACCAAUCUGAGAAUACUGCAUGCUGAAGAGGAGGCUGCGUUUCUCAAUAUUAGCAUCCAAGAUUCCAGAUUAUUUUUUCAGUUGCAAAGUGGCAACAAUUUCUCUAUCCUGCACCUGAGAAGUUUACAGUCAGUGAAUGACGGCACAUGGCACCCAGUGACUCUUUCCAUGACAGGUCCCCUGGCCCAGGCCUCCAGGUGGCAGAUGGAACUGGACGACCAAAUACCUUUUGUGACCAGUGCGGGUGCGACUGGAAGCCUCAACUUUUUGAAAGAUAAUACAGACAUUUAUGUGGGUGACCGAUCUACUGACAACACGAAAGGCUUUCAAGGCUGUCUAAGUACAAUAGAAAUUGGAGGCAUUUAUCUCUCUUACUUUGAAAAUGUUCCUGGUUUCACAAAUAAAUGUCAAGAAGAGCAGUUUCUCAAAAUCUCUACAAAUUCCAUGCUUAUGGGCUGUUUGCAGUUAAAUGCCUGCUACUCCAACCCCUGUUUGCAUGGAGGAAAUUGUGAAGACCUCUACAGCUCUUAUCGCUGUUCCUGUCCCUUGGGAUGGGCAGGAACACACUGUGAACUCAACACUGAUGAGUGCUUUGCAAACCCCUGUAUCCGUGGCAACUGCUCCCACCGAGCUGCAGCCUCCCAUUGCAGGUGUGAGUCUGGAUACAUUGGUGUGAACUGCGACACACAGACGGACAAUUGCCACAGUCACCAGUGUGCAGACAGGGCCACCUGCGUGAGUGGCACUAGGGGCUAUUCUUGCUUCUGUUUGGGAAAUUUCCCAGGAGAAUUUUGCAGACACAGCAGAUUAGCCUCAAAAGUCUGUGGGAACUAGAGCGCAAAUCUUACUUGUUACAAAGGAGGGAACUGCUCAGAGUUCCACGCUGAAUUAAAAUGCUGGUGCUGGCUGGGUUUUACUGGAGAACGGUGCGAGCAGGACACCGAUGCCUGUGCCUCGAAUCCGUGUCACCACAGAGGCCUGUGCCGCGACUUGCCCGAUGGGUUCCAGUGCCUCUGUGAAGCGACCUUCGCCGGCGAGCUCUGCCAGCUGGACUUGGCAGGUGACGUGACCUCGGACAUUUUCACCGCCAUUGCUUCAGUGACGUCAGUCUUGCUGCUCAUCCUCUUGCUGGCUGUGGUCGCUUCUGUUGUCGGCUCCAACAAGAGGGCAACUCAGGGAACCUACAACCCAAGCCUUCAGGAAAAAGAGGGUGCUAUAAUGGAAAUGCAGAGAGGGAUGCCGCCCCCCGCGAUGGAGUGGCUGAUCUAGGGGCACUGCUGCCUCUCUGAGAAGGGGACCUACGCACAGUGAACAUAUAUUGUAGAGGAGGGGUUUUGUGACAUGCCGAGUAGAUG